GGUGGCAGGACACAGUGCAUCCAAGAAGUCUGCCCCAUUCUGUCAUGUCCCCAGCACCUCAGUCACAUUCCUGCUGGACAGUGUUGCCCCAAAUGCUUAGGACAGAGGAAAGUGUUUGACCUCCCAUUUGGAAGCUGCCUCUUUCACAGCAACGUGUAUGAUAAUGGGUCCUCAUUUACUUAUGACAACUGCACAAUGUGUACAUGCAAGGAUUCAACAAUGAUAUGUAAGAAGAGGUGCUUACUUCCUGGUGAACGCAAUAAAAACAAAGACCACUGCUGCAAGGAAUGUGUCUCAUAUGUUCCUCCUGAGGAAAUGAAAGUGUGCAAGUUUGGCAAUAAGAUAUUCCAGGAUGGAGAGAUGUGGUCCUCUGUGAACUGCACCAUCUGUGCUUGUGUGAAAGGCAAGACAGAGUGUCGCAAGAAACAGUGCAUUCCAGUCAGCAGCUGUCCUCAUGGUAAAAUCCUGAACAGAAAAGGAUGCUGUCCUAUUUGCACUGAAAAGCCUGGAGUUUGCACUGUAUUUGGAGACCCUCACUACAACACUUUUGAUGGACGGACAUUUAACUUUCAGGGAACAUGUCAGUACGUUUUGACAAAAGACUGCUCCUCCUCUGCCUCACCCUUUCAGGUGCUGGUAAAAAACGAUGCCCGUCGGACCCGUUCUUUCUCCUGGACAAAGUCAGUGGACCUUGUGUUGGGCAGAAGCACUAUCAGCCUUCAGCAGCACCUCACAGUGAAGUGGAAUGGGACCCGCAUCUCACUACCUUGCAAGACACCGCAAUUUCAGAUCGAUUUGGAUGGUUAUUUGCUGAAAGUGACAACCAAAGCAGGCUUGGAAAUCUCAUGGGAUGGAGACAGUUUUGUGGAAGUCAUGGCUGCUCCACAUCUGAAAGGCAAACUCUGUGGUCUGUGUGGCAAUUACAAUGGGCACAAGCGAGAUGACUUGAUUGGUGGGGAUGGGAAUUUUAAGUUUGAUGUGGACGACUUUGCUGAAUCCUGGCGCGUGGAGUCCAACGAGUUCUGCAGCCGCCCGCAGAGAAAACCUGUGCCUGAGCUUUGUCAUGGGACGGUCAGGGUGAAACUCCGAGCUCACCGGGAAUGCCAGAAACUCAAAGCAUGGGAGUUUCAGAGCUGUCAUUCAACAGUGGAUUAUACCACAUUUUACCGGUCCUGUGUGACAGACAUGUGCGAGUGCCCAGUCCAUAAAAACUGCUACUGCGAGUCAUUCCUGGCAUAUGCCCGAGCCUGUCAGAGGGAAGGGCUGAAAGUCCAGUGGGUACCAGAGCAGAACUGUGCAGCAACCCAGUGUAAACACGGUGCAGUUUAUGAUACCUGUGGUCCAGGAUGUGUCAAAACAUGUGACAACUGGAAUGAGAUUGGCCCAUGCAACAAGCCCUGUGUUGCAGGGUGCCACUGUCCAGCAAAUUUAGUUCUUCACAAAGGAAGAUGCAUCAAGCCAGUCCUGUGCCCACAGCGAUGACAUUAGUUCUCUUUCUGUGGACACUAAUGUGGGUGGUCACUGACCCCUUUGAUGCUCGAAGCCAGUGAAGGACUCCAGCUAUUUGUGUGCAGAUUCUGCAAAGUACCUGUCUACUCACAGAAUGUAAAUAUGAUCCUGUGUGUAUUUAUGUGUGUUUAUGUAUACACACAUGGCACCUAGAAAGAUAUAUAAAUGUAUACUGUGUGUAUGUAGACACACAUAUCUAUACACAAGUGCCCUAAACGUAAGUACAACCCAUAUAUUUAUAUAUGUUCACACACACAAAUAUACAUCAUUUCUAUAUAUCAUAGAAGGAUGAAUUGUUAUAUGUAUAUUUUUUGCUAUAAAGUUUAUGUAUUAUUAUUUUUAGGACCCUGAUCUGUAAGUCAUUGUAUAAAUAAACCAGGUGUUUUUAAUAUAA
This is a messenger RNA of Phaethon lepturus (White-tailed tropicbird), 1903 nucleotides long. It is a transcript of the gene BMPER, whose product is annotated as BMP binding endothelial regulator. Gene Ontology annotation, molecular function: protein binding. The annotation marks the transcript as partial. The record is from RefSeq and is a predicted model, not a curated record. The transcript has 9 exons. Lineage: Eukaryota; Metazoa; Chordata; Aves; Phaethontiformes; Phaethontidae.